AUGAUGACCCGAUCCCGGGACACCUUGGAGGUGAAACCUCUACCGAAGUCCGGGCGCUCUCCCAGUCGCUCUCCGAAUUCCAAGAAUCGCAAGAAGGAAUCGGCAGGAAGCUCGAGUUAUGCAUCGGACGGCGUUACGGAUAACAACAUUUUCGCAUUGCCCACUAAGGAUUACCGAGUCCUCGCAUUUAUUACAAUAGUCGCGGCGGUGGUUCGUUUGUUCAGAAUCUACCAACCCUCCAGCGUUGUUUUCGAUGAAGUCCACUUCGGUGGUUUCGCAUCGAAAUACAUUAAAGGCCGCUUCUUUAUGGACGUGCACCCUCCACUUGCCAAACUUCUUCUUACACUUGCAGGAUGGCUCGGUGGUUUUGACGGAAAUUUCGACUUUAAAGACAUCGGCAAAGAUUAUCUUGAACCCGCCGUUCCCUAUGUUGCUAUGCGUAUGCUUCCGGCGGUUAUGGGUGUGCUUACAGUGCCAUUGCUGUUCCUAACCCUUAGGGCAUCCGGAUGCCACACCACAUCCGCCGCGAUGGGUGCGGGAGUUUUGAUUUUUGAGAAUGCCCUCAUCACUCAAUCCCGCUUGAUUCUUCUUGAUGCGCCCUUGGUCUUUUUCACCGCACUCACGGCUUUGUCGUUCACUUGCUUUACCAACCAGCAAGAGCAAGGGCCUUCGCGCGCCUUCGGUGGGCUAUGGUGGUUCUGGCUUUCUGCCACUGGUCUAUGCUUAGGUGCGACAUUAAGUGUCAAAUGGGUUGGACUCUUUACGGUUGCUUGGGUUGGUUCCCUCACAAUUCUUCAAUUGUGGGUGCUCCUUGGAGAUACAAGAACCGUUACUGCUCGCGUUUGGUUUAAACAUUUCUUCGCCCGGGUCUUUUGUCUUAUCAUCAUUCCCAUCGGUUUUUAUUGCGGAAUGUUCGCAAUUCAUUUCUUGUGCCUGGUAAACCCAGGAGAUGGAGAUGGUUUCAUGUCAUCUGAAUUCCAGGCAACGCUGAACUCUAAAACUAUGCAAGCCGUCCCCGCUGAUGUUGUGUACGGCUCUCGGGUUACACUUCGCCAUCAAAACACCCAGGGUGGAUAUCUGCACUCCCACCCGCACAUGUUCCCCACCGGAAGCAAACAGCAGCAGAUCACUCUGUAUCCGCACAAGGACGAGAAUAACAUUUUCUUGCUCGAAAACCAGACUCAGCCUCUUGGUCCCUAUGGAGAAGUCCCCGGUAUUUUUGCGUGGGAUAACAUCACUGCUGAGAACAUCUAUGAUGGCGCGGUCCUCCGGCUGUACCACCCGAUCACUCAUAGAAGACUUCACUCGCACGACGAGCGACCUCCUGUGACUGAUGUGGACUGGCAAUUCGAAGUCUCUGCCUACGGAUUUGAGGGAUUCGCUGGCGACGCAAAUGACCUCUUCCGAGUUGACAUCGUCAAGUCUGCAUCUCAAGGUGAAGAGGCCAAGAAACGGUUGCGGACCAUCGAAACCAAGUUCCGACUUAUUCAUGUUAUGACUGGUUGUGUCUUGUUCUCCCACAAGGUCAAAUUGCCUGAAUGGGGUUGGGCUCAGCAGGAAGUGACCUGCGCCAGGGGCGGCAGCUUGCCCAACAGUCUCUGGUACAUUGAGUCGAACGCCCACCCCAUGCUCCCCGCAGACACAGAGAAGGUCAACUACAAACACCCUGGCUUCUUGGGCAAGUUCUGGGAACUUCAAAAGGUGAUGUGGACCACCAAUGCCGGCUUGACCGAAUCUCACAACUGGGAUUCUCGUCCCCCGUCGUGGCCAACGCUACUCCGCGGCAUCAACUUCUGGGGCAAAGAUCACCGCCAGAUUUACCUCCUUGGUAACCCAUUCAUUUGGUGGUCGUCGACAGUAGCAAUUGCAAUCUACUUCGUCUUCAAGGGAAUUUCCAUCAUUCGGUGGCAGCGACACUGUAGUGACUAUCGCAACGUCAACUUCAAGCGAUUCGAUUAUGAAAUUGGUCCCAACGUGCUUGGAUGGUUCUUCCACUACUUCCCAUUCUUUCUUAUGGCCCGUCAACUGUUCCUUCAUCACUACCUCCCGGCACUUUACUUUGCUAUUCUUGCGCUCACUCAAGAAGUCGACUUCCUUACAAACCGUAUCAAGAGCUUGGGUCUGCCCUCAAAGCCAGUGAUUGGCAAGCUGUUGAUGGGCGUUUUCCUUACUUUGAGUAUCUUCACCUUCAUGCUCUACUCUCCGCUCGUCUAUGGCAACCCCUGGACGCAGGAUGCCUGCAGGAAAGUAAAGCUUUUGGACUCCUGGGACUUUGACUGCAACACCUUCCACACCGACCUCAAUAAUUACGUUACUCAGUAUGUGGGCAAGGCCGCUGCCGUACCAACAACCCAGCAACAGGCGCCUCCCCCUCCUGUUGAGCAGCCCCCAGUGCAGCAGCAACCUCAGGAAGGGGUCAAGGAAGCCGCUUCUGAGGUAGAGGACCCAUCCGCCAAUGUCACCCCCGAGGCUCUGCCGUCCAUCCGGGGCAAGAAGGCACGAGUGGAAUUCCGGGACCAAAAUGGCAACGUCCUUCCCGAAUCCCUUGUUGCGCAACUCCAGCAAGAUGGUAAAGUUUCCGUUGAGACUCGGUACGAGUAUCGAUCCCGUUUGGCCAAUGGCCACGAGGUAGAUGUCGUGGAUGGUCAAGUCAAGGUCGCGCCCCCGCAUCCAGAUGUGCAAGGAUCGAACCCCGAGACCGUUGAGAACAAGGAACAACAACUACCGGUGGAAGACAUCCCAGCUCCUGCUGCUGGGGAAGAAAGCUCGGUUGCAGUUGAAGAAUCCAGCUCGCCUGAGCCUAAGCCGGCCAGCGAAGGGAACGAGGCAACUGACUGAUUUAUCGGAAGGAAUCAGGGAGCAUGUAUAAUGAGCUGUUGUCAAUUCUUUUUCAUUUACUUCUCAUCAGUUACAUUUUUAAGCCUCUUUUCAUGGGCGUUGGCAAAGUCAAAUUUCAUUAUUCUUGAUAUGUAAACAUUUGUGGCUGUUCUACUUAGAUUUUAUUUUCUAUCUUCUAUCUUCUAAUCCACUCAUUUGUUUUUUUAUUUUUAUUUUUAUUUUUAUUUUUUUUUUUUUGCAUAAGACCCUACAUUUGUAUA
Aspergillus ruber CBS 135680 is the source of this 3098-nucleotide messenger RNA. It is a transcript of the gene pmt1, whose product is annotated as protein mannosyltransferase 1. Gene Ontology annotation, molecular function: dolichyl-phosphate-mannose-protein mannosyltransferase activity. Gene Ontology annotation, cellular component: membrane; endoplasmic reticulum. Gene Ontology annotation, biological process: protein O-linked glycosylation via mannose. The transcript has 4 exons. Lineage: Eukaryota; Fungi; Ascomycota; Eurotiomycetes; Eurotiales; Aspergillaceae. The record is from RefSeq and is a predicted model, not a curated record. Bases 1 to 2838 code for a protein of 945 amino acids.